AGAAUGACGGUCAGUGGUGGUAGUUGGUGGUAGUGAUUUCGUGUGAUACGUGGUGUAGGUUGCAAUAGCCGCGGCUCGUCCGUGUCUCCUCGUCGGAGCGCCUUGGCUCGCUUCUUCGCCAGCUUCGAUCACAGAAAAGUUUUAAUGCUAGUCAUCGAAUAAUCGACCUCCCCUUCGUAAUUGCGAAUUGAUCAGUACCGUCCUCAAAAUGGCAGUGGCUGUUAGGGCAUUUUCGAAAUUCGCUGCUGGAAGCCGUAGUAAUCUAUAUCAUACUCAUAUGAGGUUUAAAUAUACCGACACGAGAGCAAAUUUAAAAAUUGACUCCAAUACGAAAGUAAUUUGCCAAGGCUUUACUGGAAAGCAAGGGACAUUUCACUGCCAACAAGCGCUUGAUUAUGGAACUAAAAUAGUGGGCGGAGUCAGUCCUAAAAAAGCUGGACAAGAGCACCUUGGCAAGCCUGUUUUUAAAACCGUCAAGGAGGCAAAGGAUGCAACUGGAGCCGCGGCAACUGUGAUUUAUGUACCACCACCAGCUGCAGCUGGAGCGAUUUUAGAGGCAUUAGAAGCUGAAAUGCCUCUAGUAGUUUGUAUUACAGAAGGCAUUCCUCAACAUGACAUGGUUAAAGUCAAGCGGCGAUUACUCGAACAGAGUAAAUCUCGACUAAUCGGACCAAACUGUCCUGGAAUCAUUGCACCAGAACAGUGUAAAAUUGGCAUCAUGCCAGGACACAUUCAUCAGAGGGGUAGAAUAGGUAUUGUGUCAAGGUCUGGAACUUUAACCUACGAAGCUGUGAACCAAACCACACAGACUGGACUAGGACAAACUUUAUGUGUCGGCAUCGGUGGUGAUCCCUUCAAUGGCACAGACUUCAUUGAUUGUCUUGAAGUGUUCCUUAAAGAUCCAGAAUGUGAUGGAAUUAUUAUGAUUGGUGAAAUUGGAGGCAGUGCCGAAGAGCUAGCUGCAGAGUACCUCAUAGAACAUAAUACUGGUGCAAAAGUUAAACCUGUUGUAUCCUUUAUUGCUGGUAUAACUGCUCCACCUGGCCGAAGAAUGGGGCAUGCCGGUGCAAUCAUUUCUGGAGGUAAAGGAGGUGCUCAAGAUAAAAUCAAUGCACUUGAGAAGGCUGGUGUGAUAGUGACAAGGAGUCCUGCACAAAUGGGUGUCACGUUACUGAAGGAAAUGACUCGCCUCGGUCUGGUCUGUAAUUAAACUCUCCAGCCCAUCUGCAAAACUAUGUAGUUCUCAACUGUCCAUGUAUACUCGUAAAAUAAAUUCUAAAUGUAAUAUCAACUGUGACAGCUUGCAAGAGCAACAAUGAAGGGAUGUGAAUACCGAAGACUAUACGAAGUUAAAGAAAACUCUUGGUAUAUAUAAUAUUGGUGCCACUUGUAUCUAAUGUUCUGAUAUAUACAUAUUCAAAUUCAUGCCCAUUGGCACCAUUAAAAAGCAGUUUAUUUUAAAUGUAUACAGUAUUUUGUAUAAAUUAUUUAAAAGAAAAACAGCUUUCUUCCCACUAAUUAUAACAAAGAUACAAACUGCUUACUUAGAGCAGAUUUUAUGCCAAUGCCUGCCAUUCUAAUUUUUUGUAGCCUGUCAUGUUAUUGCUUACAACUAUGUGAACUGUACUAACUAAAAAUCUAUUAUUUAGGUACCAAGUGUACCCAUGUUGUAAAUUAUAUUGAAAUAUAAUAUAUGACUAUUA
Messenger RNA from Orussus abietinus, 1703 nucleotides. RefSeq names its product succinate--CoA ligase [ADP/GDP-forming] subunit alpha, mitochondrial (gene Scsalpha1). The record is from RefSeq and is a predicted model, not a curated record. Gene Ontology annotation, cellular component: succinate-CoA ligase complex (ADP-forming); mitochondrion. Lineage: Eukaryota; Metazoa; Arthropoda; Insecta; Hymenoptera; Orussidae. Gene Ontology annotation, biological process: tricarboxylic acid cycle. Gene Ontology annotation, molecular function: succinate-CoA ligase (ADP-forming) activity; succinate-CoA ligase (GDP-forming) activity. The coding region runs from base 209 to 1210 and encodes 333 amino acids. The transcript is spliced from 7 exons.